GUUAAAUUUAGUGUCAAAAUAACAAUCAACCGGUGAAGACUGAAUUCAUCUUUUUUUUCGUAGAUAUUCGUUAAACUAUAAAAUUUGUUACUCUGGACAAAUUUAGGUUUUAAAAGAAAAAUUCUUCACAUUCCAAAAACAAAAGUAAAAAUUUUAAAUGUAAUAAAAAGUAAUUUAGGGCCAGUUUGACGUGUUUAAGAAAAGCGCAUUUUUCUGAGCAACAGUUUUAUUUCUUUUUUAUUUAAUUUAUAUUUUAGUUUGUGGGGUAAAACACGUAAAUGAAAAAGUAAAUUAAAAAAAUAAAACUAGAAGCUUUCAAGUUCCAUACGCAAUAUUUAUUAAAUUUGUUUAAAGUUGCAAAAUUUCAUUUUCAAAAAAAAUCUUCAUGAAACGAUAGAGUUGAAGCGGACCAAAAAAAAAAAAGAAGAAAAAAAAUCGCUCAAAAUUAUUGCCACCAUAAACGAUAACUAUGAGACGACCAAAUAUCAAGUGGCUUUUUAAAACUGGCUGCCUACUUAUCAUAGUUGGAACAUUAUUUAUUCUCCUAACGGGUUACUUAUCAGCCAGUCCAUACACAAAUCAUUUACCAAAUCAACGACCGAAUGCAGUGCCAUAUGAACAGGACCAGCAGCAACAACUACAGAGACAGGGCAGAAAACUUGAAGAUCCUUUAUUAGACGAGCCACCGUUGAAAAAACAGCAGCAUAAGGAACAUGUCAGAAAGUCACCGCCAAUUGUGCCGCCUGUUGAUCAACCUGAAAUUAAUAGAAAUGACAAAGAAAAUCUCAUUGAGAAAGAAGAAGUGAAUAAUGCCAUUGAUGAAGAAGAUCCCAGUCAACAACAAGAAAAUGUCAAUGAUAAUCAAUCACAACGGCAGCAACAACAAAUACAACAAAUAAUGCCACCAAAUCAAACGAAAAAAGAUUGGCACGACUAUACUGCCAUGGAACGUGAUGCCAAGCGUAUUGGUUUCGGUGAACAGGGCAAACGUGCUACAAACAAUGAUGAAACCACAAAAGAUUUGGAACGCAAAAUGUCUUUAGAAAAUGGUUUCAAUGCAUAUUUAUCGGAUAUGAUAUCAGUGAAUCGUUCAGUGCCCGAUAUACGUAAUAAAGGCUGCCGCACUAAACAAUAUCUUUCGGUAUUGCCAACUGUGAGCAUAGUCAUUCCAUAUUUCAAUGAACACUUUAGUGUUUUAAUGCGCUCAGUACACAGUUUAGUUAAUCGUUCACCUCCCGAAUUGUUAAAGGAAAUCAUUCUAGUCGAUGAUUUUAGUGAUCGUGAAUAUCUCUUCAGGCAAUUGGAUCAAUAUAUUGAAGAGAAUUUCCCAAAAUUGGUACAAAUUAUACGUUUGUCCAAGAGAACCGGCUUGAUCGGAGCCCGUAUGGCUGGAGCUCGUAAGGCUACAGCAGAGGUUUUAAUAUUUUUGGAUUCACAUAUAGAAGCCAACUACAAUUGGCUGCCACCUCUAUUGGAACCGAUAGCGCUCAAUAAACGUACUGCUGUGUGUCCCUUCAUCGAUGUUAUAGAUCAUAGUAAUUUUGAGUAUCGUGCUCAGGAUGAAGGUGCACGUGGUGCUUUUGAUUGGGAAUUUUACUAUAAACGUUUGCCAUUAUUGCCGGAGGACUUAGUCGACCGUACCAAACCCUUUAAGAGUCCAGUUAUGGCUGGCGGUCUGUUUGCCAUUUCUCGUGAGUUUUUCUUCGAGUUGGGUGGUUACGAUGAAGGUUUAGACAUCUGGGGUGGAGAACAAUACGAAUUAAGUUUCAAAAUUUGGAUGUGUGGCGGCGAUAUGUAUGAUGCACCUUGCUCACGUGUAGCUCAUAUUUACAGGGGACCUCGCAAUAGUCCACCCAGUCCUCGUAAAGGGGAUUAUGUUCACAGAAAUUAUAAACGUGUUGCUGAAGUUUGGAUGGACGAAUAUAAAAACUAUUUAUAUGAACAUGGCCAGGGCAUCUACGAACAGAUUGAUGCUGGCGAUUUGACAGAGCAGAAAGCCAUACGCACAAAAUUGCAGUGCAAAUCAUUCAAGUGGUUUAUGGAAAAUGUGGCAUUUGAUUUAGUUAAGGUUUAUCCACCAAUUGAACCUCCAGAUUAUGCCUAUGGCGCUCUUAAGAAUUUAGGAACGCCUACAUUGUGUGUUGAUACACUUGGUAAACCUCGACAUUCCGAAAUUGGGUUAUAUCCCUGCCAUGAAGAUCCUAAACGUCCGGGGCGUAAUCAAAAUUGGGCUUUAAGUUGGCAUAGAGAUUUACGUUUGCGUCGUAAACUUGACUGCAUGGAUGUUCAACAGACAUACAAGAACGCUCCAGUUUGGUUGUGGGAUUGUCACGGUCAAGGUGGCAAUCAAUUCUGGUCAUAUGAUCGUGAAAACAAAUGGUUAGUACACGGUCGUAAUAAGGGUCAAAAUAAAAGAUGUUUAGAAGCUUCGCCCAGAGAUCGUAAGCUCUAUGUUAAUAUUUGUGAUGAAGAUAACCCUCAUAUGCAAUGGUCUUUCGGUGUUGUAAAUAACACAGCUCUGGAUAGUUUUUGGGUGGGCAUUCCCAAAACUCAUUAAGAUAUUUUUCUGUCAGCCGUUAAAGUAUGUGAUUACCUUUUGUACUUAAUCGUAUGUGUUUCUUUUAAUUUUAAUUUAAGAACUUAGUUCUAGUGACAGAGACUCGUAUAGUGAUGGUGAUUCUCCACUCGAUUCAUUCAUUAUAUACAACCACACAAACUGAAAGUACUUGUAAAUAAGUUUUAUGCACAAGACAUAGCAUUAAAGUACUAACGCAUCAUUCUAGUUUUAAAACAUUUUUAAUUUUAUUUUUUAAUAAUGCCAAGUAUUGUUAUAUAUAUAUUUUUCUUUUCAACUAAAGUAAAAGAAAAAAAUCCAUGUUUGCCAAUAUUUUACUACAAUUUAUUUUUAAGUUUUCGCAAUAGUUAUAAAUAAAUAGAAAACAAAUUAAAAAAAUCUAAAAGAAAAUAAAGUGUUCUAUUUUAUAAUUAGUUAAUUAUUAUGUAAUGAAAUGUAUUGUAAACAGCAAUGUCUUUUAAUAAAGCAAUAAGUAGUUUUUAA
Lucilia cuprina (Australian sheep blowfly) is the source of this 3058-nucleotide messenger RNA. RefSeq names its product N-acetylgalactosaminyltransferase 6 (gene Pgant6). Bases 470 to 2557 code for a protein of 695 amino acids. Lineage: Eukaryota; Metazoa; Arthropoda; Insecta; Diptera; Calliphoridae. The record is from RefSeq and is a predicted model, not a curated record. The transcript is spliced from 4 exons. Gene Ontology annotation, cellular component: Golgi apparatus.